Molecule: messenger RNA, 334 nt
Organism: Piliocolobus tephrosceles (Ugandan red Colobus)
Lineage: Eukaryota; Metazoa; Chordata; Mammalia; Primates; Cercopithecidae
Product: putative speedy protein E7
Exons: 2
Biological process (GO): positive regulation of cyclin-dependent protein serine/threonine kinase activity
Molecular function (GO): protein kinase binding
Source: RefSeq, a predicted model, not a curated record
CUACCUGGCCAAUGACAUGGAGGAGGACAGCGACAUGGAGGAGGACAGCGAGACCCCCAAACAAGAGAUCAUCCACUUCCUGUACGGGAAGACCCGCUCUCAGACACCCUGGUUCCUUAAGCGUCUGUUCCAGUUCUUCCCUUUCAUGCGCCGGAGGGCCAGGCUGAAACGUUCUCAGAAAGUCUUGUUCCAUAAGCGUUGGUUCCAGUUCUUCCGUUCCAUGGGCUUCAGGGCCUGGGUUUCCCUGAAGGAGUUGGAGGAGUUGGAAUACCGGGCCCGGGGAGAUGCAGAUUUUCAGCAAGAACUUUAUUCCAAUGCUAAUGGGAGACACUAG